GAUAUCGACGAAGGAAAUAGAAGGAACAGGUAUUUUGCUAUAAUAGUCAUUAAUGUUAUAAUACCAUACCGUUUACCAGUUACUAAAGAACCUGAUAUUGAAAAAUAAAUCACGUGUACAAAUAAAAGUAGUGUUUUUAAAAUAAUACUUGUUCAGAGUUAAAUUCAAUUAAUUUUAUUUGUAAAAAAUUGAUGACAUAUUAUCCUAUUUACUAGCUGAGAUACGCUUGACAUUAAAAAUUGUAAAUCUUAAACAUUAGUUAAAACGUGAAGUUCAAAUAGUAUAUUCGUUUUAAAAGCAAAUUUAAUCAUUUUCGGUUCCAGUUGUAAUUCUUAUGAAUUCGAAAAUGCGUUUUGAAUAUCUGAAUGUGAUCCCGACUGGAAUCCACAACCUGGGGAUUGGAAUUCAACACCUAGAAUGGGAGAUGGUGGUAAAGAGAAGUCACGUAAAAAGACGUCCAGUGUUUGGAAAUAUUGUGAAAUUAUUGAUGAAGCAUUUGCACGCUGCACUAUCUGCGACCACAAAUUAUCUUACAAAUCUUCUGUUACCAACCUGAGAAAACAUUUCAAAAAGAAACAUCCUGAAGUGGCUAUGCCUGCAAAUGUGCAUCAUGCACGUAAUGGUGUCAUAACCUUAAAUAGUGAUGAGGAAGAGGAAAGAGAGGAUGCGCAAAGAGCCACGAAUUCCGUGAUUGUUGACUAUUUGCGACCUGCUGGCGAAGAGAACAGGCCAAAGACAAAACCCACCCUGACAUUUGUGAGACAGACACCAGUCAUUAAAAGAGAUCGUUCACCCAUUAGAUAUCAUGACUAUUCUACAUUAGAAACAAAAUGUAAAAAAUCAGAGGUUACUGAUGAAACAGAAUUCGAUGUAUUCGGGCGAAAUGUUGUGCUACAGUUAAAGCAAUUGCCGUUAGUCCAUGCUUUGGAACUUCAAGCAGAGAUUAUGAAUUUGAUUGUGCAAAAGAGAAUCCAGGCAUUGAGGCAAACGCAUGAGACAAACACAGAUGAGACGCCCAUGCAGUAUGCUUUAGUAUAUACUACUGAAACUCCAGUAGCUUCUGAGCCAAUAAGAAGCUGUAAUACCCCCGAAGCUGUCAAGGAAGCAGAAGCAAAUCAAAGUUAUGUAAAAUUAUAAUAUGUCUUCAAAAUGAAUACAUGUUUUUAUAAGGUGUCGAUGGCUGCCCAUUUCUGGAAUUAUUUUCAAAACUGAAAUCAAAAGGAGCUAUUAGGUUAGGUAGGCAAAUUUAUAUACAAUUUAGGAAGUAACAAAAAAUUUUUUUGUGGUAUGUCGAAUAUCUGGAAAGAAAGCUUGAAGGAAGAAUGUCGUACCCAGUUUGAUGAAAGAUAUUUUUUAGUCAACGCCUUUGAAAUACUUUGUUUUUUCUCUCUGUUGAGCAGGUUGUGAUGUUUUUCAUCCUGUUUUCCUUAAAAGUAAUUCGUUAAGUUUCUACUACCUUUUUUCUUUUAAAUAUUAUGUAACCCCUAAUGUACUUAAUUUUUUUACUUUUUCUUUGUUACCACUCCACAGGGAAAAACUGGAAAAUACAGGGAAUUUUAAAAUCACCUAAAAUAACAGGGAAAGGGCGAUGAACUUUGAUUUUUUUCUUAACAAAUCGGGAAAAUACAGGGAAUUUUGUUUCUUAUUUUCGUCUUAAAAAUUAUAACCACUCAAUGCGUAAUCUGUGGGAUAUUUAAGGAUGAUAUUCCAACUAUACUAAACUAUUUCAUUUACUAUAGCAUUAUUUAAGCAUGUUCAUCUGUUCCUUCUUUUCUUUAAGUUAUUUGAGCAAUUAAAACUAGUAUAGUUAUUCCAAUGUAGCUCACACACGACUGCAGUAAUUGUGUUUCCUCUUUAUAUUGUGUAUAAUAUGUACAGGGAAUUUUUUUUCUCCAUAUUUGAGUGGCAACCCUGGUCAUUUUUGAUAAAUAUAAUAAAAAUGUAUUUUCGUGGCCAUCAUUACAAUAACUCUGUAUAUUCCAUAACUAUUGACCAUGUUUAUUUAUUUAUUUUUUUUUUUUUUGAAAAUUUGACUAACUUGAAUUCUGAUUAGUUUUGGAGCAAGGAGCAACUUGUUACUAAAAGCUAAAAAUAAUACAAGAUAAUAUGAUUUAAAAAUUUCCAAUUUUAUUUUCUUGUGAUGUCAGUUGUUUUUUUGUCUUGUAAAUGUCAGUUUACUCAUUAUUCAAAAGAAUAAACAGUUCAAACUAUUGUGUAGAUUUUAUUCAUUUUACAUGCAUUAAAGAUGUAUUCCUGAUUUGAUACUUUGCUCUUCUAGUUUCAUUCUUUGUAUAUUUUUGAAAUGUUGUGUUGAUUGUCAAUUCAAGGUUAAUGUUCUUUUAAAGACAUACUUUGGAAUUUGUUAAAAAUGUACACAUCAUAUUAAGAUUGCAUUGUAUUAUGUCAUAUUCAGAAACUUUAUUAAAAUUAUUUUGUCAAAGUA
Molecule: messenger RNA, 2443 nt
Organism: Parasteatoda tepidariorum (common house spider)
Lineage: Eukaryota; Metazoa; Arthropoda; Arachnida; Araneae; Theridiidae
Molecular function (GO): DNA binding
Source: RefSeq, a predicted model, not a curated record